Bactrocera oleae (olive fruit fly) is the source of this 1615-nucleotide messenger RNA. RefSeq lists its product as uncharacterized. The record is from RefSeq and is a predicted model, not a curated record. Lineage: Eukaryota; Metazoa; Arthropoda; Insecta; Diptera; Tephritidae. Gene Ontology annotation, molecular function: protein binding.
AUAUCUCAAUUUUUACUCAAGUUAUGCUGUAGAUGUAUAAACACAUUUAACUCAAAAACAUUUUAAUUGAGUUAUUCACACUCAUAUCAGGGCUUCCAAGCAAUUAUAGAUAUAGUUUCGAGAAAACACAUACCUACACAUUUCAGAUUUUGUAAUUACCACCUCUCAAAAGUGACAAUCAAUUUAGGCAUUUACAAAAUUUUAAAAAAGUAAUUUGCUUCAAAAUUUUUGAAACCAACUAUUUUUUCUAUAAUUUUUUCAUUAAAUAAAUAUUUUUGAAUUGAAAUUUCUGUGUGUGUUUAUUUGUGUGUGUGUGUGUGUCUAGUUGUGAACAUUUCACGUUCUUCGCAUGCAUCUUAAAAUUCCAAUCCAAAAGCACAAAAUUAUUCCAUUUAUAUACAUAAUCAUCGUCUACUACCACUUUGGUAUGCCAAAAUUAAAGUGCACAUCCGCCAAUGUUCAGGGCAGCGAUGAACCAGUCGUUAAGAUACCGCGUCGUCAACUGAGAUCUCGUCAUCGCGAGGAAAAUGCAAGUUCAACACUUAAUCUGUGCGACCUCCCCAUCGAGUUGCUGGAGAAGAUCAUUGGCUACAUAAAUAUUUGGCAUCAUAAUCGCAUACGUGGCACCUCUAAGCGCAUGCGUGACGUCAACGAUGCUUUCGUUAUGCACGAGUUCAGAAAAGCUUUGCAUAGAUCUAUUCUUACGAAUCCGAAUAGCUACGAAUGUGCGGCGUUGCAAACCAUCGAACAGGCAACGGAGGUGUAUGUGAAGUCGGGAUAUGAGUCAACUUUCUGUGGUUGCAUACUGCCAAUGCUGCGCAGCUCUUACAAGGAUCCUUUCUGUCCACAAGUUUUACAAAUUAAUACCUUCUUAUUGCACUUUUACGAUAUGGUCGAUGAGCUGAUCGGCGAUCGACGAUCUCAACACGCACGGUUACUGUAUAAUUUGACCUUAAUGCGAUUUUUUAAGAAAUUCGGAAAAUCCUCAAUUAUCUCGACCGCAAUGCCGUUACAUUGUCGCAUAGUGGUUGAGCUUAAAGGUCCCUGGCUGGGAAUGCUUUGGACGUCGAAAUCACGUGCGCGAGAUCAACAAGAAAAGCGUUGCAACUUGUUGAUAAUUCUAUCCGAAAUGCUAAUGGCCAAUAUAACGGGGAAGGCUUUCAAACGAGUUUGGGAGUGUCUCAAUGAGGUCUACGUUUUCGGCAACGAUACAAGCAAUUGCAAACGUGUGCCGAAAACUCUCUUUACCUUCACCGUACAUGGCUCGAAGAAGAUUUGUUCACUUUUUCGUUCCUGCCUCGAGGAGCCAAACGACUUUCUGUGGCCAACAAAGUGGCCGCGCGAUCAGUUCACUGUCAAUUUGGAUAUCACAUGCAAAGAAGCAAUGAAAUGGGGCUGCUCCAAGUCGCAGCACAUGGAAUUUGGACCCUUCGCCGAGACGCUGUUCAGUGAAGAGGAAGAGUAUAUGGAUGAUUGUAGUUCGGGCAAAACGCUGCUGGAUGUGGAGUAAAAGUAGCGACUUCUAACAGGUCCACAUUGGCAUGUCACAACAAAACUAUUACUUAAAUUAUGUAAAACCCUAAAGCAAAUAUACUUUUUUUUUGUAAUAUUUUUA